Messenger RNA from Coregonus clupeaformis (lake whitefish), 964 nucleotides. Its product is annotated as U6 snRNA-associated Sm-like protein LSm7. Lineage: Eukaryota; Metazoa; Chordata; Actinopteri; Salmoniformes; Salmonidae. Bases 98 to 421 code for a protein of 107 amino acids. The record is from RefSeq and is a predicted model, not a curated record. Gene Ontology annotation, biological process: mRNA splicing, via spliceosome; nuclear-transcribed mRNA catabolic process. Gene Ontology annotation, cellular component: spliceosomal tri-snRNP complex; U12-type spliceosomal complex; U6 snRNP. Gene Ontology annotation, molecular function: RNA binding. The transcript has 4 exons.
GGCAUGCACGUAUAAAUGUGUUUGCGGACCGCCAUAAUACCAACAAAGAAGAAGAAAAACGUUGGAGUCCGAGAGGCGUGGAUGGAACAGUUUCAAAAUGGCGGACAGAAACAAGGAAGGAGAGAAGAGAAAGAAGGAGAGUAUCUUCGACCUGUCCAAGUACAUCGAUAAACAGAUCCGUGUCAAGUUCCAGGGAGGACGAGAGGCCAGUGGAGUCCUGAAGGGGUUUGACCCCCUGUUGAACCUGGUAUUGGACAGCACCAUUGAGUACUUGCGAGACCCUGAUGACCAGUUCAAGCUGACCGAGGACACGCGACAGCUGGGCCUGGUGGUGUGUCGAGGGACCUCAGUGGUGCUCAUCUGUCCUCAGGACGGCAUGGAGGCCAUCCCCAACCCCUUCAUCCAGCAGCAGGACGGAUAGUUCGCCAGCCUUGUGCCUCUUGAUUACCUCACAGUAGCCCAAUUCCUGGGGUGAAUCUUAAUUGUAUUUCCUUGAUUCCUCAAGUCCUCUCCUUGCUUCCAAUAUGCUUUGAAAAGUUGACAAGGUAGGAGGACGUGAGGAAUCAAGGAAAUAUUAUUGAGCUUCACUACUAUUCUCACCUGCCCCUUCUACCUGAGGUGUACUUCAUGUUCACUUCCAUCAGCCCCACACGUUUUUCUGAGUCCCUAUAAAUCAGGAAAAUUAUUUUGUUGUAGUUUAAUUGGUGUCACCAGCCUGAAUGUUGAUCUAGUAGGCAGUAGAAAAUGGUGUGAUAAGCGUGUGUUUUGUUUAGAAAUGAGGAAUAGUGGUUUAAAUGUUCAUUUGGGGGGUGGAGUUUGUCUGACUAGAUAAGUGAAAACUAAUUUUUGCUGUGAUGGUAAACAAACUUUUUACUAUAGUUUUCCCUAAGUCAGGCCAGGUUUGAACGUAUUGGCAUAUUAUGUUUUUACAUUACAAAUGUAAUAAAUUUACUAUUUUCUUUAA